Molecule: messenger RNA, 3396 nt
Organism: [Torrubiella] hemipterigena
Lineage: Eukaryota; Fungi; Ascomycota; Sordariomycetes; Hypocreales; Clavicipitaceae
Source: the annotation of a GenBank genome assembly
GAAAGCAGCCAUAGCGCCUUAUCAGAGAAUCACCACACGAAGCAUCGACUACGAGUACUUUAUUUCCAGUAUCGAUUGUAUCUUCGGCCACGACAAGAACUGCCGGUUUCCUUCAUUCGUUUUUACAACCCUUUUUCGCAAUUCUCAACCAACGGCCUGUGGCAGAUGAACAUGCCCAUCUAAGCACACAAGUCGCAUUCUUGCUUGUGAAAUUCUUUUCCUCAACCAACCAUUGUCCUCCAGCCUGUCCUCGCCAGCGACUCACCGACUCGUUUCGCCGCGCACACGGAGCUCGACCAACAUCUCGAGGGCAUAUUCCUGAGCUUCGCUACGGCACAUGCUAAAGACGCCUCUACCUCCAAACUACGCUGAUGCGCAUUGGCAAAUACUCCUGACAUUCUCUCAUACCCCCUCAGACCGCAAUCGCCGACGCGCACACCGGCAGCCCGCCUCGCUCAACGCUCCCCACUCCGACACGUCGUAGGUAACCGAUGGUUCCCAACGUCUCAUACGCAUCAUCGAUAAUACUUGAACUUGCCCCGCCGUACCGCCGACUUGCAUAGUUUGCUGUCGACGACGACGCUGGGCCCUUCCGAAACUCACCACGUAUUACCGACCAACGGCUAACACUGACGAACCACCGACGCCAUACCCAUGUACUCUCAGAAUCAUCAGCAGGGCCACGGCGCCCGGCUGAAUGGUGGUGCUGGCCGAGGCAUGCCCAACAUGCUCUACGGCUACCAGCAACAUGCACAACACCAACACCCAUCCCAAGCGCAACAUCUGCAAAACCUCCAACACGAUCACGGCAUGCCCAACUCCAACGGCCUCGGGCAUCACUCUGCCUUUGGAUCUGGCACUCUGUCUUCUACAAACCAAUUCUCAUCCAACAUACAAAACGGUCACUCCUCUAACUCGAGAGGCAACUCAGGCCCUCACAACGAAAUGUGGCAAGAGCAGCUGCGUUUGCAUAAGGAGGCUGAACGAGCUCACUCUGCCAUGACUGAUCAGCAACAGCCUCACUACUAUGCUCGUCUUAAAGCGUCAGAGAACCGAGGAAUAGCUGGCCCUGUUAGCACUAACGGUCGAACACAGGCAGACGGCGAAAACGACCAGGCUGAUAGAAGAGUCCCCGUCGCUUUGGAAAAGGAUAUCGCACGGCAAGACUGGCUCAACAUGGAUAUGAGCGGUCAGGGCCUGCGCAACCUUGCUCCAGAACUCUUUCGAUACCAAUUUCUAAACGACCUAUACAUUGCAUCCAACAAGCUCUCGCGACUCCCAAAGGCCAUUGGCGAUCUUCGUCAGCUCCGACUCCUCGAUGCCUCAUUCAACCAAAUAACUGUAUUGCCAGCCGAACUGGGAAUGUGCACAUAUCUUAAGCACCUCUUGAUCUUCAACAACAAUAUCCAGGAGCUUCCAUUUGAGCUAGGCUCCCUCCACCUGCUGGAAGUAUUGGGCAUUGAAGGUAACCCGCUGGAGCACACCUUUAAGCAAGAAAUCAUGGACAAGGGAACCAAGGCCAUGAUCAAUUCUCUCAGAGAGAGCGCACCAGUCCCCCGCGAGCCCGAACCCCGCAAAGAAGUCAUCAUUCAAGAAGACAUUUCAACCAGCGCCGAGCGUGUCAGAGUAUUUUCAUGGAACAUUCUAUGCGACAAGUAUGCGACAGCCCAAACAUACGGCUACACACCUACACGUGCUCUGAAGUGGGACUACAGAUUUGACUGCAUUAUGAAGGAGCUCCAGCUCCGUGAUGCCGACUUUCUCACACUUCAAGAAGUAUCGACCGAAGCCUUUCGCGACAACCUCAGCCCCGAGCUCGCUAAGCUGGAUUACAAGGGUGUCCAUUGGCCCAAGUCACGCGCCAAAACGAUGGCAGAGAAGGACUCGAUUCAAGUUGACGGUUGUGCAAUUUUCUACAAGCACAGCAAGUACAUUUUGCUCGACAAACAGGUUAUCGAGUUUGCGACGAUUGCCAUUAACCGGCCGGAUAUGAAGAAUCAGCACGAUGUAUUCAACCGUGUCAUGCCCAAGGAUAAUAUUGCCGUUAUAUCCUUUUUCGAAUCGCGCCUCACGGGAGCUCGCAUGAUUGUGGUCAAUGUGCAUACGACAUGGGAGCUGCUACUAGCCGACGUCAAAGCCAUCCAGACGGGCAUUUUGAUGGAGCAAGUCGUCAAGAUGUCGGAAAAGUAUGCCAAAUGGCCUGCCCUGAAGGAGAAAAAGAUGAUUAUUCCUCCUUCAGAUGACGGCAAGCCGCCUGCGCCACAAGCCGACCCCGGACCCAGUCAAGAAUACAAGAGCAACUUGGAUAUUCCACUCAUCAUUUGCGGUGAUUUCAACUCGACGUAUGACUCCGCAGUGUUUGAGUUCAUGUCCAAGGGCCGAAUCCCCCCUGACCAUCCGGACCUCACAGACCAUCAUUACGGAAACUUUACAAGAGAUGGAAUUGAGCAUCCCUUUAGCCUUCGUGACUCGUAUGCGCCGACGCGCGGCACUGCGGAUGAGAUGCCAUUUACCAACUAUACACCGGGAUUUACUGAUGUCAUCGACUAUAUCUGGUACUCUACUAACACACUGGAGGUGGUUGGUGUGCUAGGUGGCCCUGACCCCAACGAGCUGAAGCUAGUCCCUUCAUUCCCAUUCUGGUGGUAUCCCGCGGAUCACAUCCAAAUCCAAGCAGACUUUAUCAUCAAGAGUCGCAAGGACAAAAAGGACCGCGACCACGGAAGCGGUUCGGGCACGCCGAGAGGAUAAAAGGUUUAAUACGCGGCACCAAUCUGAUAACAAUGAAGAAGCUUGAGCGCGUUGGAAUCUGGAUGCGAUUUUGGGUCUCUCUUACUACCAACGGAGUUUAAUGGAUUUCACAUGGAAACUGGGUACGGUUCAAGGUGGGAAGAAGGUGAGGAAGGGUGAAGGAAGUGGCGGGCAACAAAGCAAAGGACGAAGACGAAGACAAAAUGCAAAGUGUCAUGACGAUACGGGAAUCCAAAAAGAAGAAGAGCCAAGCGGGGCACACUGCGAGAGCGACUGGAUCAUCUCAACUUUGUCGCUACUACCACAAGCCUUGGAAGAUCUGAAUCCUACCAACGGAUUCAACGACCAACGUUUCCCUUUCUUCCUUUUCCCGAGGCAGCGAACAACACAAGCGUCUUUUAUUUGAUUUUUUUGGUCUUGAUCUUUUUUGUACUUUUCUUACGUUUUGUCCUCUCUUCCUGCGUCUUCUUCUUGUUGGUCGGUUUUUUUCUGUAGCAUUGCUGUUUUUCUGUUGUGUUACUUUGUAUCUUUUUGUACUCUUUUUGUCUUCUUUUUCAUUUUUGAUGCGUGUGUAUGUGGACGGAGCGUGGUGGUGGGAAUUCGUUGGACAAAUAGCGUGAAUAUGAACCAUCUUGUUCAAUGCAU